AUGGGAGAUAUGACGGCGAGACGCAAGAGUGUCCUUUCCCACUCCGUGUGCAAGAAUGCCGUCACCCGCCCGAGUCCCGUGCGGACUGCUGACGGGACUCUGUUUGCUGACCCGUCGUCGAUAGCCGUUGCGCGGUUCGCAGAGCCUCUGGCUUACACAUCCGUCUUUCCUUACCUCCCCGAGAUGAUUCGCGACUUUGGCGUCGGUCAGAAUCAGGUCGCCAAGUGGGCUGGUCUGACGUCGGCUGCCUUUUCCGUCGCCCAGUCUGUCGCGGCCGUGCCGUGGGGAAAGGCGGCCGACCGAUUUGGCCGGAAACCUAUCCUGCUCUGCGGUCUUGUGAGCACCAUGAUAUGCUUCAUCAUAUGGGGCAUGUCAACAAGCCUCACCAUGGCCAUCACGGCUCGAGCCUUCUCCGGCGGGGUCAACGGGAACGUGGGCAUCAUCAGAACAAUGGUCGCCGAGAUGGUUCCCGAGCGGGAGCUGCAGCCCAGGGCCUUUUCCGUCAUGCCUCUCGUUUGGUCUCUCGGCUCCGUCGUCGGGCCCGCCUUUGGGGGUUUCUUUGCCCACCCGGCGAGGCAAUUCCCGGACGUGUUCGGGAAGUUUGAGUUUUUUCAUCGAUUUCCUUACAUCCUUCCAAACUUGAUGGCCGCCGUUUUCUUCCUCAUAUCCACCGCCAGCGCCGCCCUCUUCCUCAAGGUGAGUCACACCUGGUCUCACCGUCCUCGCGCCGGUGCUCACGCGACCAAGGAAACUCUCGCCUCCAAGCGCCAUCGUAAAGACUGGGGCCUCGUCGCCGGCGAGCGUGUCUCCCGAGCCUUUGUUGGUCGGAAACGGAUGCCGAUGCCUCGUCGUAGGAGCUCCUUUCUGGACGGGGAGGCCACGGCGCCGCUUGUGCCGAGCGAGAUGCCGGCGGACAGGGUGGAUGCCGACCAGCAAGCUCCUGGCCUGAAGGAAGUGUUCACUCGGCAAACGAUGAUUAAUCUUGCCGCCUUCACCUUUCUUGCCUUUCACUCCGUCGCCUACGACCAGAACAUUACCGUGUUUCUCAACUAUCCCGUCAUGACGCACACGCCCGAGAACACCAAGCUCCCAUUUUACUUCAACGGCGGAUUCGGCCUCACGUCGGGAAGGAUCGGGACCAUCUUCACGAUAUACGGAGUCAGCUGCGGCCUCGUCCAGUUCAUGCUGUAUCCGCCGCUGGUAGGUCGCUACGGAGUGUUGAAUUGCUACAAGCUUUGCUGCAUCGCGCUGCCUUUUGUGUACGUAUUCACCCCAUACACGUCCCUGCUCUCGACGGAGAACGGGCGCAUGGCGGCCGUCUUGGUCGUCAUGAUCCUCAAAGGGUUUGCCAUCAUCAUCGCCUUCCCGUCUCUCACCAUACUCCUCACAAACUCGUGCACCUCUCUCCGCGUACUCGGAACGCUGAAUGGGUUCGCUACUGCUUUCAGUGCCAUGGGACGAGCUCUUGGGCCCGGUUUGACUGGUCUUACCUUUUCUUGGGGCGCUGACCACGGGUACAUGGUCUCGGCAUACUUCUUCCUCGGAUUCGUCGCCAUGGUUGGUGCCAUUCCCGCCUUCAUGAUGGAAGAAGGGUUGGGGCCCUCGGCGGACGGUGGCGACGCAGGUCAGGGCGCAUUGGGGAACAACGCCGUCGUCUCGCCUAAGGCGUCGGCAGCGAUCGACGACGACGGGUCCGACAUUGAGCCGGACGAUUUGACUCCUCUUCUGAACACGAAAAAUGGUACAACGUACAGUGCGAUAAAUGGGGGGAAAUGA
Molecule: messenger RNA, 1776 nt
Organism: Drechmeria coniospora
Lineage: Eukaryota; Fungi; Ascomycota; Sordariomycetes; Hypocreales; Ophiocordycipitaceae
Product: Major Facilitator Superfamily protein
Exons: 3
Coding region: 1-1776 (591 amino acids)
Biological process (GO): transmembrane transport
Molecular function (GO): transmembrane transporter activity
Source: RefSeq, a predicted model, not a curated record